Molecule: messenger RNA, 3304 nt
Organism: Neoarius graeffei (lesser salmon catfish)
Lineage: Eukaryota; Metazoa; Chordata; Actinopteri; Siluriformes; Ariidae
Product: collagen alpha-3(VI) chain
Exons: 8
Coding region: 227-3304 (1025 amino acids)
Source: RefSeq, a predicted model, not a curated record
UUUUGGAGAACAGAACGGUGUCCUGAUGAGUAACACUGUGCCAUGCACUGGUGUCUCUCAGUAACUCCUUAGGACCCAGCCUAAUUAUCACUGACUUGGAGUUAAUGAACUCACUGAUGGGACAUAGUAGGAAGAUAAUAUAUUAGAGUGAAUUGCAGGUUUUGAAAAUCCUCUGCAGAAUACACCAUUUAUCACUCAGGGUGUGUUUUUGGUGUUUGUGUGGAGAAUGGGGACAAAUUGGUUGCUGCUGUGCACCCUAAUGGGAGUCCUGUUCUUGGGCAUCUUCCCAACACUUAAUGCUCAGGCUGCCCAAGAUUCAGCUGACCUUGUACUCUUAAUUGAUGGAUCAGAGAACGUUGGAGCUGCCAACUUCCCUAUCAUCUGUGAUUUGGCUCUCAGAGUGAUCGAAGGGCUUGAUGUGGGCAGGGACAUGAUCCGGGUAGCCCUGGUGCUGUAUGGUGCUGACCCAGUGGUACAGUUCGAUCUCAAUAACAAUUACAACAAAGGGGACAUGCAGAAUAUUGUGCAAAGUCUUAAAUUCCCCGGUGGAUAUGAUUCUAAUCUGGGGGCAGCCUUGGAGUUGGUGAAUGAGAGUCUGUUGGGCCCAGAGGCAGGGGGAAGGGCAGAGGAGGAAGUGCCCCAGGCCUUGGUAAUUAUCAGUGCUGGGCAGUCGACUGAUGAUAUCAGUGAGGGUGAGAGGGCACUAAAGCAGGCCAACGUGGUUAUCUUUGGUGUUGCGAUCGGUGAUUCAGCUAGCACCCAACUGCAGACUAUCGCAACUGACAGAAGCUUUGUUCUUUCUGCCACUGAUGUCAGAACAGUGGCAACUUUGAGUGAUCAACUGCUUCCAUAUAUUAUGGGGGUGGCCCAACGCACCAUUGUGGUAUACACUGAGAUCACAGAAUUGCCUGUUUCGGAACGAGAUAUAAUAUUUCUCAUUGACAGCACCAUGGGUCCCACAUUAGUCAAUUCAAUUCGUGAAUUCAUCAGAAACUUUAUUGACACAAUGCCAAUUGGACCUGAACAGGUGCAAAUUGGAGUGACGAUGUUUUCCAACACACCAAGACUUGAAAUUGACCUGAACUCAUACAGAUCAAAGGAAUCCCUAAUCUCUGCUCUUGCACGAAUUAAAUCGAAGCCAUCAGCUGCAGUGAACAUUGGUGCUGCUCUUGACUUUGUAAGAACCAACAUGCUUAUACCUGAAAAAGGAAGCCGCAUUAAAAAAGGUGUACCCCAGCUUGUGUUGCUGAUCACAAGCAAAAAGUCCAAAGAUGGUGUACAAAAACCAGCUGAGGCCCUGCAACGAAUGGGUGUCUUGACCAUGGCUGCUGGCUCUCGGGCUGCUGAAGAAGCUGAACUUCAUCAAAUAGCUUUUGAUAAAAACCUUGUCUUCAUGUAUAACGACUUCCGUCAGUUACGGCGCAACCCCAAAAAGGUUAUAUCUAAACUAUCAACACUUUCGGGUGUUGUUUUGCCAACUGACCCAGUAACGGAAACAACAACCAUACAGGGCAGCCGAGUAAUUAGGGACAUUGUCUUCUUGGUUGAUGGAUCUAAUUAUGUUGGAAAUGCUCAUCUGCCUGCUGUCCGAGACUUCAUCACCAGCAUUGUUAACCAGCUGGAUGUUCAACCAGAAAGAGUGCGCAUUGGCCUGAUCCAGUUUGCUGAGGGACAAAGGACAGAGUUCUAUCUGAAUACUCAUGACAACAAACAAAAAGUGCUUGAUAACAUUGCUCAGUUAAGAUUAAUGGGAGGAAAUGCAGUGAAUACUGGGGCAGCCCUUCGUUAUGCUCUAGAAAACCAUUUCCAAGAAUCAUCUGGAUCUCGUGGGCGACUAGGAAUCCAGCAGGUCCUGGUACUGAUCACUGCAGGGCCAUCUCAAGAUGAGGUCAGCAGUAUUGCAGACCAAGUAGCACUGGCUGGAGUCUUGACCUUUGCUGUUGGAGUUAACCAGGCAGAUGAGAGGGAACUGAAGAAAGUUGCUUUUGUUGAGAACCUGGCAUACUAUGAAAAUAGCUAUGAUGAUUUGUCAAGGGUUACUGAAAAAAUUAAAACACCACUUAUCACUGUAGUUGGAGACCCUGUUAUUUCUCCUUCAGUUCCUGAUCAUGGUGAGAGGGAUGUUGCAUUUCUGAUAGAUGGCUCUGAUGCUGUUAGAGGAGAUUUUUCAUACAUUCGUGACUUCAUAAUCAAAGUAAUUGAGCCCCUUGAUGUUGCUCAUGAUAAAGUAAGAAUUGCUGUUGUCCAACACAGUGAGAGACCAAGUCCUAUUUUCUUGCUAAAUACUUAUAACAGAAAAGAUGAAGUCUUAAGCGCUUUACAUCAGCUGAACCCAGUUGGUGGCAGAAGUCUGAAUACUGGAGCUGCAUUAGCAUACAUGAAAAACACAAUCUUAUCAUCAGAUUCAGGGGGCAGAGCAGCCCAAAACGUCCCCCAGUUUCUGAUUGUUUUAACAGGAGGAAGGUCAAGGGACAGUGUGAAGGAACCUGCUGGAGCGUUAAAGACUGAAGGAGUGGUACCUUUUGGUAUUGGGGUGAAAAAUGCAGAUUCCAAACAGAUUGCAGCUAUUUCUCACAAUCCAUCAUUUGCCUUCACUGUGAAAGAAUUUAGCCAGCUUAACACAGUCCACCAGAAGCUUAAUAGCUAUGUUAAUCUGCCAAAGACACAACUGGAUAUCAUUCUUGAGCAAGCAGAUGGUGGAAAAAAAGAUGUUGUUUUUUUAAUUGAUGGCUCUGACAGCACUAAGGAAACUUUCUCAAGCAUGAAAAAUUUUAUCCUGCUCUUGGCAAAAAGGUUAAGCUUUGGGCAGGACAGAGAUCGCAUUUCUGUGGUCCAGUACAGUGACAAUGCAAAAGUUGAGUUCUUUUUGAAUACACAUUUCUCAAGGCAAGAGGAAGUUAUUGACCGUAUAAAACACCUGCGCCACAAAGGUGGAGAACUACGUUAUACUGGGGCAGCUUUACAAUAUGUAAAGGAUAACAUCUUUUCGACCCUCUCAGGGAGCAGACGUUUAGAGGGUGUACCACAGAUUUUGGUUCUGCUGAGUGCAGGACGGUCUAGGGAUGAUGUUAGAGGCCCAGUUAAAGCCCUAAAAGAAGCUGGAGUCUUUCCAUUAAAUAUCGGUACACCAAAUGCAGACACUCUUGAACUACAAACAAUAUCCUAUCAACCAAAUUACUUUUUUAUUGUUGACUUUGAUAACCUUUUCACAAUUAAAGAGGAUGUUUUAUCUUUAAUAAAAGAGAUAUCAAACAAACAAGUGGCAACCAGCAUCCCUUCAGUUUUUGGUAAGAGAGGAAUCUAG